Messenger RNA from Hydra vulgaris (swiftwater hydra), 564 nucleotides. RefSeq names its product fucose mutarotase. Gene Ontology annotation, biological process: fucose metabolic process. The record is from RefSeq and is a predicted model, not a curated record. Lineage: Eukaryota; Metazoa; Cnidaria; Hydrozoa; Anthoathecata; Hydridae. Gene Ontology annotation, molecular function: fucose binding; racemase and epimerase activity, acting on carbohydrates and derivatives.
AAAGGAUGUCAAAGUAUAUUGUUAUUUGUUACUAGAAGAUAUAAUCAUAAUUUAAUAUGGUAAUGCUAAAAGGAAUUCCGAGUAUUUUAUCUCCUGAACUUCUAUUGGUUUUGGCCAAAAUGGGACAUGGUGAUGAAAUAGUACUUGCCGAUGCGAACUUUCCUAGUGCCUCAGUCUGCAAGACCAAUGGUGCUGAACUUAUUCGAGCUGAUGGCCUUGGUUGCACAGAUCUAUUAAAAGCAGUAUUAGAGCUUCUACCAUUAGACACGUAUGUUGAUGCCCCUGUGUUUCUAAUGGAAAGAACUCCUUCUGAUAAAAACAUUGAUUUGAAAACACCUAUUUGGGAUGAAUUCAAAAAUGUAGUAAAUAAUGCAGAACAGCGUCAUGUUUGUAUUAAGUUUGUAGAAAGGUUUGAUUUCUACGAACAAGCAAAGAGAGCUUGUGCUGUUGUCGCAACAGGCGAAAAAGCUCUUUAUGGCAACAUUAUCUUAAAGAAAGGAGUAAUAAAAACAUCCAAUUAAGUUAUUCUUGUUCAAACGUAGGUUAUAAGUACCGGAACCAGAA